This is a messenger RNA of Lachancea nothofagi CBS 11611, 324 nucleotides long. The record is from the annotation of a GenBank genome assembly. Lineage: Eukaryota; Fungi; Ascomycota; Saccharomycetes; Saccharomycetales; Saccharomycetaceae.
AUGUCUGACGCUGUUAUCUCCUACGCUACUUUGAUCCUUUCCGAUGCCGGUUUGGACAUCACCGCCGACAGCUUGACCACUUUGACCAAGGCUGCCGGUGCCUCCAUCGACAACGUCUGGGCUGAAACUUUCGCCAAGGCUUUGGAAGGCAAGGACCUAAAGCAAGUCUUGUCUGGUUUCCACGCCGCUGGCUCUGGUUCCGCCUCUGCUGGUGGUGCUUCCGCUGGUGCCGCUGCCGCUGGUGACGCCGCCGCUGAGGAAGAGGCCCCAGAAGAAGAGAAGGAAGAAUCCGACGACGACAUGGGAUUCGGUCUAUUCGACUAA